AUGAAGAAACGUAAGAACGGCCGUGAAAGGCUGAGAAGACUCCAUCCAGAUCCCACACCUAAUCGACCUAAUGAAAGUAUGUGCCGGCGUCGCCGUGCAACAUUGGAACUAAGGAUGCGGAACCAGAAAAGGGCCUUGCUUCGUGACCAGAAAAAGGUUUCGGCUCAUGAUACUAGUACCUCCUCCAUGCCUCAGUCGCCACCAAGAUUGGCCUCACAGUCAGAGAAAGAAGUAGGCUCCAAAGCUUCACUGCGAGCUUGUUCUGCCCAUAUUGAAAAAUCCCCACCAGAUGAGAGACUUGAUCAUUUGAAGGGAUGUGAUCAGUAUCUGGAGGCCACGCUUGACUCUGAUAAAUUUGAUACUAUGGUUAUUAUAUGA
Messenger RNA from Microthlaspi erraticum, 378 nucleotides. NCBI's taxonomy places the organism in Eukaryota, Viridiplantae, Streptophyta, Magnoliopsida, Brassicales, Brassicaceae. The record is from the annotation of a GenBank genome assembly.